Molecule: messenger RNA, 1375 nt
Organism: Doryrhamphus excisus (bluestripe pipefish)
Lineage: Eukaryota; Metazoa; Chordata; Actinopteri; Syngnathiformes; Syngnathidae
Product: UAP56-interacting factor-like
Biological process (GO): mRNA export from nucleus
Cellular component (GO): nuclear speck
Molecular function (GO): mRNA binding
Source: RefSeq, a predicted model, not a curated record
CCACAAUGCAACAAUUACGACUCGCGCAUGCGUAAAAGUAAUAAUAAGGGAGGGUCGUGCGACAAUUUUGCUUAAAAAGGAAGAAACGAGUUUUAAACUAGCAUUUUUUUUAGUCACUUGUGCUAUCUGUCGGAAUGAACGGACGUAAUUUUACACCUGGUGGAAGGAAAAAACCCGCGGUUAUGCCCGAUAAGGUGGACAUGUCCCUCGAUGACAUAAUUCGUUUGAAUAAAAAAGAGCAGCAGAUAAAAAGGAGAAGAGCCAACACGAAUCAACGACCAGCCUGGAAGAAAGGUCCUCUAUCGCAAGGAAAGAGAGUUUGGUCCAGCAAUGGUGUCCCGCAGGUCCUAAGGGGCGGGGUAUUCAGAGGAGGAACACCUAAACUUGGGACAGGAACGCUUCCGGUCAUGGCGGGUGUACGGCGAGGUCAAGGGGUCAUCACGGGGCUGGCAGCACGCAGGACUGCAGCCUUCUUCAGGCGGCCCAGUCAGAGAACAAAACAGAAACCUCAGUCGUUCAUUCGACGCUCACAGCAGCCGUACAGCAAGGCUGACGUGCACAGGCAUCUGUACAGGCAGCCAUGGCCACAGAGGAGGGGGCCAAAUGGGGCAUCAGUCAAAAGACCAUUUCAACUGCGACGGCGACCUCUGCCCCCUGUGCAUCACACGCAGAAAGAAGCCCGCCAGACCACAUUUCUUCAUAAAAGAGGACUGAAGGUGCAAGCUGUGGUUCGGAAGCCAAAUUCUCGCACACUACCAGUCAGAACUCGCCCGUGGCGCACAUCAACAAGCAGCAAUGGCAUGCUGACCGUAUCCAUAGACAACCCCACAGCCAUGACUCAGCCUGAGCCUCCUUCAGCUUGGACUCUUCACCCACCGACUGCCAUCCCAGCCGCCAAAAACACAGAAACGCUAAAAAAGAAAAUACCCAAAGGAGUCCCUCUUCAAUUUGACAUCAACAGUGUUGGAAAACCGCAGACGUCCAUGACCCUGAACGAGAGAUUCCGCAUCCUUAAAGACCAGCGCACCACCACAGCACAGAGUAAAGGCAGCAGAUUUGUUGUUGUGGAUUAGUCUUCAAGAACUGCAGAAAAGUUGGAACACAAAGCUCUCUUUGUUCCUCAGUAAUGGGUUGUUGCAAUUUAAGGACAAAACCCGCAAAACAUGGAGAAUUUUGUUACUUGUAAUGUUGCCAGCACAAUUGUGUUCUUAAUAGCACCAGUCACCUUUUUGUUUUUGUAUAUUUUCCUCCAGAAAUGUGAUUUUAGCUGCAAAUCAGAUUACAAAUGAAGUUCAAUGGGUUUUUUUUCUGUUCAUAAACUGUACGUUUGCAACUGGUUACUAAGAUCCCAAUAAAUGCAAGCACAUUUUCGGAA